Molecule: messenger RNA, 1581 nt
Organism: Gavia stellata (red-throated loon)
Lineage: Eukaryota; Metazoa; Chordata; Aves; Gaviiformes; Gaviidae
Product: vitamin D3 hydroxylase-associated protein-like
Biological process (GO): fatty acid catabolic process
Molecular function (GO): amidase activity; fatty acid amide hydrolase activity
Source: RefSeq, a predicted model, not a curated record
AUGACCCAAGAGCAGCUGUGGCAGAUCCUAGAUCCAUCGUGGGGAGACCCUCGCACCCUCUCGGCUCUGCUCUGCAGUUCAGCUGCAGCCAUUGUGCUACUGAAAUGGCUGGGACAUGGGCAGAUCCAGCAGAAGAUGGAGGAGGCAAGGAGGACAUGAGAUCUGGCCCUGGAACAAAUGGAGAAGGCAGCUCACAGGUUUAAGCAAGAGAACCCAGGCACCCAGACUGCACAUGUCCUCUCGCUGACGAUGGUGGAGCUGGGGGAGAAGCUGAAGAAGGGAUCCCUGUCCCCAGAAAGUGUCCUCUACUCCUACAUGGGCAAAGCUUUGGAGGUGAACUGCAUGAUAGACUUCAUUCAUGGCUGUGAGGAUCAGCUCCAGAAACUGAAGAAGCAGAAGGAGAAGGGGCUGCUCUACAGCAUUCCCAUCAGCAUCAAGGACCACAUUAACUUCAAGGGCCACAUCUCCUCUGGAGGGAUGGUGAAGUUUCUGGGCCAAGUGAAGGAAGAAGACAGCAUCAUUGUCCAGGUUCUGAAGAACCAGGCAAUCUCCUUCAUGAAAACCAACAUCCCACAGAUGAUGAUAAACUAUGACUGCAGCAACCUCAUCUUCAGCCAGAUGCUAAACCCUCUCAACCACCAGAAGAGCCCCGGGGGCUCCUCGGGAGGGGAGGGAGCUCUCAUCACAGGGGGAGGCUCUACCCUGGGCAUGGGGUCAGAUGUAGCUGGCAGCAUCCACCUGCCAUCCAGCUUCUGCGGGUUGUGUGGGCUCAAACCCACAGGCAACAGGAUCAGCAAACUGUGUGUGGUUUCUCCUAUCGUAGGAAUGAAAUCAGUGAUGGGGAUGCUGGGGCCGAUGGCGAGAGAUGUGGACAGCCUGGCCCUCUGCAUGAAGGCGCUGCUCUGCGAGGAGGUGUUCUGGCUGGACCCCACCUUGCCCCCCAUCCCUUUUGAUGAAGAGGUUUACGCUGGUUCAAAACCACUUCAGAUUGGAUAUUAUGAAGGAGACGGCUACUUCCAGCGCUUGCCCACCAUGAAACGGGCCACCCAGCAGACGAGAAAGCUCCUCUCAGAUGCAGGGCAUACGCUUGUUCCCUUUGCACCACCCAAGAUUGACUACGUGGUAGACGAGCUGUUCCCCAGAGGGAUUUUCUCAGAUAGUGCUGCUCACCUGGUGGACUGCUUCAAAGGAGACAUCAUGGACCCCAAUCUGAAAUCCCAGUUCAAUACUUACAGGCUUCCUGCUUUUGUGAAAAGGAUCUUGGCUAUCAUUUUGAAACCUAUGUACCCAUGAAUUGCUCGGGGUCUCAGCGCUUUCUGUGGAGUGGGGUCUUCCAAAAACCUCUGGGAUCAGCAUGGAGCAGUGGCGGUUUACCGCGCUGAAUUCGUUGCUAAAUGGAGGAAGCUAAGUCCUGUGCUGGGGCCACCCUUUAACCAUGGCUAUGCUGGGAAGGCUGUGGAAGGAGCCAUGGGGCUGCCGGUGGCCGUCCAAUGCGUGGCUCUGCCAUGGCAGGAGGAGCUGUGUCUUUGCUUCAUGAAGGAGGUGGAGAAGCUUGCCCACAGCACAAAGAGAAAUGUGUGA